This is a messenger RNA of Caenorhabditis angaria, 2339 nucleotides long. The record is from the annotation of a GenBank genome assembly. Lineage: Eukaryota; Metazoa; Nematoda; Chromadorea; Rhabditida; Rhabditidae.
AUGACGUUCGUUCAAUUCUUGUCUGUCUCAUUUUUAAGCUUUAUUACUUUGUAUGAGGCUUGUAUUCCUACGCAGCAAGGUAGGUCUUAGCCUAUUAUUAGGUAAGGGUAAAAUACCCUAAUUUUUUUUUAGUUGAAACCACAACUUCUACAACCACAACUACAACGACAGUCGGUCCAAGUAAGAAUUUUCAGUUGAAUCUAUGCCUGAUUGUGAGGUUUUUUGCAGCCUGCCCGGUAUGCGGCACAAUUUAUCAGCGGAACUGUGUGAAUAGUUUCGGAUCGGUUUGCCAGACAGCUGCAGCUAUUAGCGCGAUUCCGACGUUGAGUGGGACGACGUGCACGUGAGUUGCUCUACCGCUUGAUCUAUACCAGAAUUAAUUUUCAGUCUCUCAGCCACAUGCCCGGAUGACUUGGCAUUUUAUUACUUGACCGAUGGAAGUGAAGAAUAUAAUCAUGGUGAGAUUGUAGCACAUUGCGAUGAGAGCAAUGGAAUUUGGUAUUUUGAAUCGGUUGGGUACACACCACUCGUACCCAUUUCAAAUUAUAUAUGUCUAGUUAUGUAAUUGUUGUAAUUUUAUUUUUUCAAAAAUAUUUACAAACUACAUAUAAUAAAUUCUUAUCUCCGAAAAAUGAUAAAUCUCAUGCUGGCUAGUGAUAAGAAAACGUUAACACAUCAUCUCUGUUUGGCAUGGCGUAAAAAUGAAAAAUCCAAACGUAAAUAGCCUUGUUAGCGCAAUAUCUUCAAAAUGACUAUUAAAAAUAUUAGUUUGAGCAGUAUCUUUAUAUCAACAUGUAUACAUUUCAACAAUUUUUGAGAAUAAAUUAAUUUAAUGCUUUGUUAAUAUGAUCAAUCUCCGAAAAAUUCUGUAUUUGUCAUUUUGUGAAAAAAACCGCUUAAGACUAGUGAAGAAAGUUCGCUCUAUCGCACACAUAAUUGUUAUGUGUGUACUUCUCACUGUGUUUUUUUCCAAUGGAAAAAUGCAAUUCCUGAGAGACGCAGAGAUUUUGUGUGGUCUCGCAGCGAGUCACCUGACCGACGGGGAAGAGUACGGUUUUGGCGCUUGGUCUCGCAGCGAUUCACCUGACCGACGGGGAAGAGUACGGUUGCUUUUUUUCUCUGCGUCUCCCUCGAAUUGCAAAAAAAAAUAUCGUGUUCUCUCGGAGUUCACACCCAAACAUUUAUUUAUUCAUCAUUUUAGGUAUCCCAACUUGCUUUUUCACGUAGAAGGGGGGUUGCCCCCUUUAAAAAUAUGAUGUUAUUUGAAAACACCUGUUCCGAACCGAAAAACAUCGAUCUUAAACGAUUUUUCCUUCUAUAAAAAUUGGGUAACACUUUGUGAAUAUCAGUUUUCGAAGUACAUAAACACAUUGUUCCUCUGUCUAGUCUCAUUUUUCCCCAAUGACUUUUGAUAAAUUUUUGUCUGUCUCAUUUUUAAGCUUUAUUGCUUUGUGUGAGGCUUGUAUUCCUACACAACAAGGUAGGUCUCAGCCUAAGUUAAGGUAAGUUAUCCUGAGUUUUUUAGUUGAAACUACAACUUCUACUACUUCUACUACUACCACAGUUGCGACAACGACAGUCGGUCCAAGUAAGAAAAUUUUUUAAAAAUACGCGGGUAAGCGGCAUCGAACUCGGGCCAAAACAAUGCUAACCUAUCCGCUUAUCCACUCGCACAUGCUCGCUUUCUGAUCGUUCUCCGUAGUUUACCUGCGUCAUCAGUUGUUUUCAAAAAACUCGCAAUUUCUGUAGAGUCUUGUAGUGUAAGAAUACAAAAUAUCGGAUACAUUUUGUACUUAGCUCUUCGCCGUGUUUGACACUAAACAAAAAUAGAAAUGACUAAUUUGAUUUCUUGGCUUUUGUUGUUUUGCAGAAAAAAGGGAAAAGGGGGGAAGGUAAAAAAUGAAAUUUUGAUUCAUAAAACGUUUUACCCAAAUCUAAUUUGGACAUCCUUGGAUACCACAAAUUCUACAUUCACAAAUUAGAAUAAAGCAGAUUAACAUGAGCAACCUAGCUCUUUUUGAGUUAUGUAGUAUCAAAUUGAUCAAACUACACUCAACAUCUUUAUAAUCGUUACAACUUUAUUACGAGAUAAAACAAGUUAUCUUUCAAUCUUUCAAGCAAAACAACCCAACAUCAUUAUCUUGAUACUGCCAUUUGGUUAUUUUUCAUCUACAUAAAAUCAUGUUAAUCCUAUUAUUUUUAUUUUUUACUCCAAUUGAAGCUUGUAUACCUACACAGCAAGGUUUUGUUUUCGAAAAGCUGAUGAAAAAUUUAAAAGAUUUUCAGUUGAAGUUGGAACAACUACUCUUGAUCCACCCACGACGACAGCUUCAAGUUAG